Molecule: messenger RNA, 2499 nt
Organism: Candida albicans SC5314
Lineage: Eukaryota; Fungi; Ascomycota; Pichiomycetes; Serinales; Debaryomycetaceae
Gene: PMT6
Product: dolichyl-phosphate-mannose-protein mannosyltransferase
Exons: 1
Coding region: 1-2499 (832 amino acids)
Biological process (GO): protein O-linked glycosylation via mannose
Cellular component (GO): endoplasmic reticulum; membrane
Molecular function (GO): dolichyl-phosphate-mannose-protein mannosyltransferase activity
Source: RefSeq, a predicted model, not a curated record
AUGGCAACGGGUUAUUCGACAGGUGUAUCACCUUUUGAUUUGGAUGAAAACAAUCACAACGACUCAAUUCAUCAUCGACACCAAAACCACCACAGCCAGAGCCACGACUCCCUGGGUGAACGUGACGAUACUGAAAUUGAAGACAUCAUCCAAAAAACAUCGAAACUUAAUAUUAAUACCUCAACGUCAACCAAAAUAAAAAACUUUUUCUUCCAAUCCUCCAAUCGUCACGAUUCGUCAAAUUCCCCACCAUUGAGGGAAGUGUUUAUCAAAACCAUUAACCCACUAAUAUUAACAGCAAUUUCAAGUUUUGUUCGUCUUUAUCGUAUUGAUGUGGCCAAUAGUGUCGUGUGGGAUGAAGCGCAUUUUGGGAAGUUUGGCUCGCAGUAUCUUAAACGCCAGUUUUAUUUUGAUGUCCACCCGCCAUUGGGUAAAUUAUUAAUAGGAUUGUCGGGAUACUUGGCCGAUUACGAUGGCAAUUUUGAUUUUGAGAGUUCAAAUGUUUACCCAGACAAUGUUAAUUACGUAUUUAUGAGAAUCUUCAAUUGCUUUUUUGGAAUUCUUGUUACUCCGUUGGCCUACAAAACUGCAGUAAUAUUAGGGUAUAAUCAGUUCACCUGUUGGUUGAUCGCUUUCAUGGUGAUUUUUGAACAAUUGUCAUUGACAUUAUCCAAGUUUAUUUUAUUGGAUUCAAUGCUACUAUUUUUCACAGUUUUAACAAUGUAUUGUUUGGUUAAGGUACACACUUUAGCCAUAGCCCGUGUUGGUAGCAACUCCAAGACUCCACUAACAAAAUUGGAAAUCAAAUGGUAUAUUUUGACCGGUAUUUCAAUAGGAUGUGUGUGUUCUGUUAAGUGGGUAGGAUUAUUUGUCACGGCUUUAGUUGGAUUUUACACAAUUGUUGAUUUAUGGAUCAAGUUUUAUCAAACUUUUGCUAUUGACAAAAAGUCUCCUAAAAAAAUGUCGGUUGUCAAUUAUUUAAUCCAUUGGGUUGUUAGAAUUUUUACAUUGAUAAUUAUCCCCAUGACAAUUUACGUUGCCACUUUCAAAGUCCAUUUUAUGGUGUUGAAUCAUACUGGUCCUGAUGAUGGUACUUUGUCUACUUUAUUACAAGGUUCGUUAAUUGGAAAUGACCUACAAUCCGGCCCCAGAUCAGUAGCUUUUGGAUCAUUGGUUACUAUCAGAUCGCAAGGUUUAUCCCCUAAUCUUAUUCAUUCACAUCCUCAUAAUUAUCCACAGGGUUCACAAGAGCAACAAGUGACUACGUAUGGGUUUAAGGACGAUAAUAAUGAAUUUUUGUUUGAAUUUGGUGUUGAUGCAGGCUUACGUAACCAACACGCAACAUUAGAAAAUGAAAAUAGUACUAGAAAUGGUGGGAAUGAUGAUGAUUAUUACCAUGUAAUAAUUCAUGAUGGUGAUACUGUGAGAAUCAACCACAAAAACACAGGGUCUUAUUUACGAGCCAAUGCAGUAGGUGCUCCGAUAACUUCAAGUAGUUAUGAGGUGUCAUGUUUCGGUGAUGUUGAAAGCAAUGACUGGGCAGAUGAGUGGGUGAUAGAAAUCCAAUCACAAGACCAAUCACCAGAUCCAAUGUUCCAAGAUGAAGACCCGCUGGAGAUACAUUCAGUUUCGACUAGUUUUCGAUUGAAACAUAAACAAUUAGGGUGUUAUUUGGCCACUACUGGGAAAUCGUACCCUGCAUGGGGGUACCAGCAGGGUGAAGUUGUGUGCAAAUAUUCUGUUUUCAGUCGUGAUAAGAAUACAUGGUGGAACAUUGAAAAACAUGUUAAUAAUAAAUUGCCAUUACCUGCAACUGAGUAUGUCCCACCGAAACCAAAAUUCUGGAAGGAGUUUAUUCUUUUGAAUUAUGCCAUGAUGGCAUCCAACAAUGCCUUGAUCCCCGAUCCAGAUCGAUUUGAUAAACUCAGUUCUGAAUGGUGGGAAUGGCCAAUAUUAAAUACUGGUCUCAGAAUGAAUAGUUGGGGUGAUGCAGAUAUUAAAUAUUUUCUUUUGGGUAAUCCAUUGAUUACUUGGAUUUCAACAAUUGCGUUGAUUGUUUGCCCCCUUUAUUUGUUGGUUGUUGGCAUCAAAUAUCAACGUCAAUGGAUAUUGUUAUCAGCAACAGACACUAGCAAUGCCAACCCAGCAAACAGUCAAUCAUUAUCGUUGUUAGCAGCUCGAGCAUUACUUCCAUUGGCGGGGUGGGUUUUGCAUUAUGUGCCAUUUAUUUUAAUGGGUAGAGUCAAGUAUCUUCAUCAUUACGUCCCAGCAUUAUAUUUUGCCAUCUUUGUUGCUGGGUUUAUUGUUGAUGCCAUUUUAAAUUUGGAUUUUUCAUAUCAUAACAAUAAAUUUCAGUAUAUAUUCAAAGUGGUGAUCUACUCUACGUUAUACUUGGUGAUUUGCAUAAGUUUUUGGUACUUUAAAGAUCUCUCCUUCGGUAUGGAGGGGUCAUCGGUUGAUUAUCGACACUUGCGACUUUUAGGCUCAUGGAUGAUAUAA